GGAAGUUUCAUUGUCCUAAGGUGUAGCAUUGAUUCAUUAUAUUGCCAUUGCUGCUACAUGGAAGAGAAAAAGUUACCAACUUUCCUUCAGGUCUCCAUUCCCCUGCAGAAAGACUACAGUUCCAACUCAAGCCCACCAAUCAAAACCGAAAAGGCAUUCCCCCAAAUUCGACAGAACAGAGCAGCAACCAAACAUCAAUUAGGGUUUUUCCCCCACACAGAGAGCAACAACUUACACCCG
Linum tenue is the source of this 240-nucleotide messenger RNA. The record is from the annotation of a GenBank genome assembly. NCBI's taxonomy places the organism in Eukaryota, Viridiplantae, Streptophyta, Magnoliopsida, Malpighiales, Linaceae.